Lodderomyces pseudojiufengensis is the source of this 948-nucleotide messenger RNA. RefSeq lists its product as uncharacterized. Bases 1 to 948 code for a protein of 315 amino acids. NCBI's taxonomy places the organism in Eukaryota, Fungi, Ascomycota, Pichiomycetes, Serinales, Debaryomycetaceae. The transcript has a single exon. The record is from RefSeq and is a predicted model, not a curated record.
AUGGAAAUUGAGACCCACCCUAGAAUUCCAAAACAUGUAUUGAAACAGUUAGUCGUUGAUCUUAAAACAAUAGAUUCAUUAAUUGAAUUACACUUCAUAAAUCAUACCAUUAACCCUUCAUUGAGUGACGUUUUAAAGAAAGCGUCUUCAGAAAAUUCAAGGCAAUUGAGUGUUACAGAUAUAGAACAAAUAAAUGGAAUACUACCUAUUUAUGAACUUCACAAAAAUGAAGUGCUUGGGGAUAUAACGAUUAAUUUUACCAAAGAUUAUACGAGUAGUAGAAUUGAAAAAUUCACGAAAUCAUUAAAUGAAUGGAGUAAUUCAAAUCAAUGUUCUACAAAGCUACCGAGACUAGACUUAGGGAAACUGACCAUAUCUGAUAAUCAAAAGCAAACAAUGAAAGUGCUCAAACCAAAAUCAAAACAAAUAUCAACCAGAACCAAAUUUAAAGAUUUGAGAAAUGACAAAUCAAAAUUCAUAUACAAGGAGAAAACAGAAUCAACUCAAAGUACAAAGGGUUUAACGUUACUUGAACGAAUUAAACUAAAAGAGAAGACGGCAAAUAAAGAGAAUAGCGAAUUAGCCAAAGUACAGAAGUAUCAGUCAUACUUAAUUGGAAAAGUCAAUACGAUUUACGAUAUCAUAUAUCAAUUUUACAAACUUCAAAUUAUGCAUUCUGAUAUCAAUCUUGUAUCAGUUUCAUUAAAUCAAUUACUACUGUCAAUUAAAAAUAGUUUGAAUAUGCCAUUAACUGAGAUUGAAAUUAUGGAUGUUUUGAACAUUAUCGAGUCAAACUUGAAUAAUAAAUUCACAAGUUUGGUGAGGAAUGACAUAAAGAUUUUGAGAAUACAAAGUUUGAGUCGUGAAAAUGAUUUGAAAGUAUUUGAGGAAAUGAUAAGGCGGCGGUCAAACUUUGAUUCAAUAGAUAGUUUACAGACUUCACAUUAA